AUGCGCCCCAAACUGCCAAAACAACAGCUGAGCCGUCGACGACACCUGGCUACCUGGCUUGACCUUGAGAAGUACAUGGAUACAGACAAUUUCAAAGUCUUCGUUGUGAACUUCGUGAUGCGCUACAGCAUCUUUAGCAAGCAGGUUGUAAAUAGACAACAGCCACCUGUCCCACCAGAGGAAGAUGCCGAGCAGCGCAUCGACGAUUCGGCUUCGAUGCUGCCGUGGGCGCCUGCAAGCCAUUCAUCUAUGGUGGCUGUGAAGGAAACGCAAACAGAUAUGAAACGCACGAAGAAUGUGAAGCCGCAACAGCGACUUGCCCAAAUAAAGGUGCGUCAAGUAUGUAUUUGGAGCUGCAUGUAG
This is a messenger RNA of Dibothriocephalus latus, 363 nucleotides long. Lineage: Eukaryota; Metazoa; Platyhelminthes; Cestoda; Diphyllobothriidea; Diphyllobothriidae. The record is from the annotation of a GenBank genome assembly.